UGCCUAAAUGUCUGGUGGCUCCUGUCUACCAAUUAACGACUGAACCUCUGCUCAGAAAUGUUCCUAAAUGCAUCCCACUUCAUAAAUCGCUGUUCAUCUUUGAAUUCAAGCUCAUCCACAAAUAUAUUUGUGAUUUGGAAGGUGCCUCUGAAGAGCAUCUCAGUGGAGCUUCUGGUUCAGGAUCAUGUAGCCACAGUCUCCUCCACUCUGCAGUAUGUGAAUGAGGAAGAGCGCCCCCUGGAGGCCUUGUUCGUCUUCCCUCUGCCUGCUGAUGCUGCUGUCUGCCACUUCAGUGCCAAGAUCGGAGAGCAGGAGAUUGUGGCAGAGGUGCAGGACAGAGAAACCGCGAGGGAUCGGUAUGAUGACGCUGUGAGUUCAGGUCAGCAGGCGUUUCUGUUGGAAGAGAGCGCAGAGAGUCCUGAUGUGUUCAGACUGAGUGUCGGGUGUCUGUCGGCGGGUCAGAACGCUGCUGUCACCAUCAUCUACGUCACCGAGCUCGCUGUGCAGGACGACCACUCGCUGCGCUUCUGUCUGCCGGCUGUACUCAACCCCCGAUACACACCAGCAGGUUCAGCUGCUGGUAUAGUCUCAGAGAUUUCAUCAGGAGCUGUUCCCUACACGCUGACUCUCAGUGUUCAUGUGAGCUCUCCAAAGCCCAUCUCCAAACUAGAGUCCAACUGCACUCUGGAUCCUCUAGUGUUCCUCCACUCUGAUCACACUCAGGCCACGGUGAAUCUGAGUCCUGGUCACAUGUUUGAUAAGGACGUUGAGCUGUUUGUGUACUAUCAGGAUACCCAUCAGCCCUCUGCUGUAGUGGAGGCAGGAGUGACCACUGCCCCGCCAGGUUCUCUGAUGAGGGAUACAGUGGUUAUGAUAAGUUUGUACCCAGAGUUCCCAGAGGAAGUGAUGUCAUCAUUGGCAUCUCGAGGCGAGUUUGUUUUUGUGAUUGACAGAUCAGGCAGUAUGGGAGACAUGAUGCAUCAAGGGAAAGAAGCACAGAAUCGAAUUGAAAGCGCAAAGGACACUCUGCUGUUACUGUUGAAGAGUCUGUCCAUGGGAUGCUACUUCAAUAUCUAUGGAUUUGGCUCUGUUUUUGAGUCCUUCUUCCCUCAGUGUGUUGAGUACAAUCAGGACACGAUGGAUCAGGCUCUGAAGAGAUUGAAGGAAAUGAAAGCAGACAUGGGUGGCACAGAGAUAUUACAGCCUCUAAAACACAUCUACAGUCAGCCCUGUUACCCUGAUCACCCCAGACAGCUGUUCAUCUUCACUGAUGGAGAAGUGUUUAACACUAAAGAGGUGCUGGAUCUGGUGAAAAGUCACGCUCACUCUCACAGGUGCUUCUCAUUCGGGAUUGGUGAGGGUGCGAGUGCCGCCCUCAUCACAGGAAUGGCCAGAGAGGGAUCUGGUCACGCUCAGUUCAUCACAGACACCGACCGCAUGCAGCCCAAAGUGAUGCAGUCGCUCAGGUUUGCUCUGCAGCCCGCUGUGCUUAAUAUCUCUGUGGAUUGGACCCUUCCAGAUGAUGUUACCGUUGACACACUGUCUCCACCCAUCAAUGUGCUCUUCCAGGGUCAAAGGACACUCAUUUAUGCCCAGCUUAAAGGAGAGAGUUCAGGAGGCUCUGAGGGAACAGUGACAGUCAAAUACAGUCUUGAAGAUCAACCAGUUACAAACCAGCUCCACUUCUGCGUCAAACCAACUGAGGAAACACAGUUGUCUAUUCACCGGCUGGCGGCUCGGACCCUGAUCCGUUCUCUGGAGCAGAAGGAGAGGUCCGGAGCUGCAGAUGUUGAGGGCAUCAGGAGCAGGAUGGUGGAGCUCAGUGUUCAGGCAGGAGUCAGCUGUGUUCAUACAGCCUUCAUUGCUGUGAAUAAAGACAGCAGACAGACUGUGAAAGGACCCCUGCUGCAGAGAAGAGUGCCAACAUACGAUUCCUGUUCAGAAAUUGACAUGAUGCAAGUAAAUUAUGAUCACAUAGCACCCCGCGAGUUUCGUUUAUCAUCAUCAAGGCAUUGCGUUGCAGAUGAACAAUCAUUUCACUGCUCAAAGAUGAUGUCGUUCACAGAGCGAACAGUCCUCAAAAUGUCUAAUCGGGUAACAGCAGCGACUGCACCCGAACAGAAGAUCGGAUUCAUGACAAAGGUCCAGAAUUUUUUCCGCCGUGGUUCUAAGACUGCGACUGCCAAGUCUGAACAAACAGACUCUGAAAUCAAAAUUGAUGCUGCUCCUGAGCUCCAGAAGGACCUGUUACUGCAGCUGGUUUCUCUCCAAAAGGCGUCCGGCUGCUGGAAUCUGGACUCCACACUGGCUGAUGUGUUUGGGAAGACGGAGGAUGAGCUGACCAAUCAGAAACCAGCACAGGUGGAUGGGUCAGUAUGGGCCACUCUCCUGGCUCUGAUCUGGUUAUACGGCUGUAAAAUAGAGCAGCAGGUGGAGUGGCAGUUUGUGGCCAUGAAGGCAGCGUCAUGGAUCGGCUCUCAGAAAGUGGGAGAUCUGUCGCAGUGUGUGUGUGAGGGGAAAGUCCUGCUCGGAUGUCAGGUGACCAAAGAGACUCUGGGAAUCUGAAGAUAUCACUGUUUCUACAUCCUGAUCCAUUUAACUGCCAAAGACAUAUGAAAUGUGCUUUGUCAUUUUGGUCCAUCCUAACCGUAUCAUCCUAACAGUGAGCAUACAUAUACGUGGUACCACGUGACAAUGAGGUAUGUGUAAGUUAAAUAAUGUGCAUUAAGACUGUCUUGGAAAACUAGUGUUGCUUUGUCUUCAUUAUGUAUUAUUUUUACAGUUCAAAUGAAUGGAGUUUUGUUUUGAUGCUUGUAAUUUGUAUGUUUUUGGACACUGUUAAAAACAAAUAUAUCUACUGAGAGAGAGAAAAAAAAGAAGAAAAAAGUGCAGAGAUUUGGUGAAUAUGAAAUUUGGCAAGUAACAGCAAAUGACUGACAUUAAAAUACGCAUUGUAUUCAGAAUAACUAAUAUAACAUACAUUUAUUUAAAUAAAUAAAUAAACGUUGCAUUAACAAAAAAAGUAAAAUUCACAAAAGAAAGCUUCACAAAAUAAUUCAAAUAAAUGAAAAUAAGUCUCUUCCAAAAGAUAGCUUCGUUUUGGGUGUAGCAAUUAUGCUAAAUUUGUAUUCAUUUAGUUUUUUUUUUUAAUCGCACACAGAUUGUAAUUGUUGUUGAUCAUGUGAUCAUCCGGUAGGGGGUGGUAAUGCAUUCGCAGUCAAAUAAAAAGUGACAACAACUUUG
Messenger RNA from Carassius gibelio (silver crucian carp), 3243 nucleotides. Its product is annotated as von Willebrand factor A domain-containing protein 5A-like. The record is from RefSeq and is a predicted model, not a curated record. The coding region runs from base 58 to 2565 and encodes 835 amino acids. The transcript has 22 exons. NCBI's taxonomy places the organism in Eukaryota, Metazoa, Chordata, Actinopteri, Cypriniformes, Cyprinidae.